GCCGCCGGCGGGGGGGGGAGGGGAGGCGCCGCGCCGCCUCAGUGCCGCGGCCAUGGCGGGCUUCGUGCGGGAGCUGGAGCGGCGGGGCGGGCCGGCGCUGCGGCUGGAGCAGCGGGCGGCGGGCGGCGUGGGCUGCGUGGUGUGGGACGCGGCGCUGGUGCUCGCCAAGUUCCUGGAGAGCGGCGCCGGCCCCCCCCUGGCCCGCCGCGCCGUCCUCGAGCUGGGCGCCGGCACCGGCGCCGUCGGCAUCAUGGCGGCCACGCUGGGGGCAAACGUGACGGUCACCGACCUGGAAGAGCUUCAGGAGCUGCUGGAGGUGAACAUCGAGAACAACAAGCAUCUCGUCACAGGGUCAGUCCGAGCCAAGGUACUGAAAUGGGGCGAAGACGUGACAGAGUUCCAGCCUCCCCCCGAUUACAUACUGCUGGCUGACUGCAUUUACUACGAGGAGUCAUUAGAACCGUUACUGAAGACACUGAAAGACCUUACUGGCCCUGAUACCUGUGUGUUAUGCUGUUACGAACAAAGGACUAUGGGGAAGAAUCCUGAAAUAGAAAGAAAAUACUUUGAGCUGCUUCAGAGAGACUUUGAGUUGGAAAAAAUUCCUCUGGAUAAGCAUGAUGAGGAGUAUCGGAGUGAAGACAUUCAUAUCAUGAAUAUCCACAGGAAACAAACGAAUUUUCCGUCGUGAGAUCUUUGACCACAUUAUCUAUCCUCUGGCAACUGGCUGGAGCUCUGGAGAGGAGGGAGAGAGUAUAUAAUAACACCACAAAGGGACUGUCUCCAGUGUGGUUUCUGACUCAUCUACAGAGCGUCUUCUAGAUGGUGGAUUUGGCAUGAGGCACUGAAAGAAGUGGGCUGUUUAGACUAGAUUCACUCAUAGCACCUUUCUCAGAGGACAAACGUGAUCUGUUAUCUGCAGUGCAACCUGGCUGAGGCAGAGGAAGGCAAAAAUGGAACUGAAGUUUAAUAUAGGCCAGUGGUGGGUUUCUGUUCCUGGUUACCUUUGCUGGGCAGCUGCUUGUCAUAGCAGCAGACAGCUUAAGAGUUCCCACAAAGCAGAUCCGAGGAUACCACAAAGAAGUCUGUAUGCCGUAAAGCACAAAGGAAGCCAACAGCAUCAUCUGCUCCUCCUGAGGAGGAAACUCUUCAGGUGGGCUAAAUUCUCCUUCAAACAGGCCCAGAUAUCCAGUCAAUAAAAUUUUUGUACUUGAAA
Messenger RNA from Dromaius novaehollandiae (emu), 1216 nucleotides. RefSeq names its product valosin containing protein lysine methyltransferase (gene VCPKMT). Gene Ontology annotation, biological process: peptidyl-lysine trimethylation. The record is from RefSeq and is a predicted model, not a curated record. The transcript has 6 exons. Gene Ontology annotation, cellular component: cytosol; cytoplasm. Bases 53 to 691 code for a protein of 212 amino acids. Gene Ontology annotation, molecular function: protein-lysine N-methyltransferase activity. NCBI's taxonomy places the organism in Eukaryota, Metazoa, Chordata, Aves, Casuariiformes, Dromaiidae.